Messenger RNA from Trypanosoma cruzi, 1101 nucleotides. RefSeq lists its product as uncharacterized. The record is from RefSeq and is a predicted model, not a curated record. Lineage: Eukaryota; Euglenozoa; Kinetoplastea; Trypanosomatida; Trypanosomatidae. Gene Ontology annotation, biological process: TOR signaling; cellular response to starvation; positive regulation of cell growth. The transcript has a single exon. Gene Ontology annotation, molecular function: protein-macromolecule adaptor activity. Gene Ontology annotation, cellular component: TORC1 complex; cytoplasm. The annotation marks the transcript as partial.
AUGACUUCCGAGGAGGAACCGACGCAAACGCGAGUUGAGAGCUCAUCGUCGCCACGUGGCUUCAGAAGGGUGACCCUAACUGCUUCCGUGUUGAAUGAGGCAGAGAACGAGCAGGGUAUUCCCCUGGAGCCUUGCACUGACGCCGAGGUGGAGGCGAUGGAGCGUCAGCGGUGGGGAAGACUGGUGCAGGAGGGCUUGUUCCACCAGAGUCUCCAUUUUCAGCGGUGGGACGAGGAGGCUUUAUUACGGGGAUCAUUGUACCGCACCCGCGCUGUGGCGGCCCGCACGACGGUGAGACCCACAACGACGGCUGCGCUGGUACUGAGUCUUAACAUCAAUCCUGUACUUUGGCUGGGCGAGAAUGAGAAUGAAAAGGGGGAUGAGGCGUCUCCAAAAGCUUCUCGUCUAUACGUCUGGCGAGCCCCCGCCCUCCUGCCAGGUGAUAAUUUAAAUAUUUUGAGUCAACUUGGUCAACAACUUGAGAGUCAGUAUCGGUCCCUUUCUAAGCGGCCAUUGAUUGUAAGUCAUUGUCUUAAUGCAAGACCGGAGGGCUUUGUGCGGGCUUUGGCUCAAUGCCGUCAUCAAGCAGGCCCUCAAAAAAAGGUUAUUGUGCACUACGGGGGCCAUGGUGUGCCGCGGCCGCGUGGGGGGUCACUGUUUCUUUUUUCUUCGAAUGGGGAGCCUGUAAAUUACUCACUGGACACAUUUUCUUCCCAGGUUGGAUUUCCGCUUGUUAUGGUGGCUGAAUGUGCGAACGCUGCGAGUAUUCUGCACCACCUUUUAGAAAAUCGGCAGAAGGAAGAAGUAAAUAACCACUUCACGUACCGUCAGUACGGGACAAAUAUAGGUGUGUCCACCUUGGAGGAGUCGGAGCGUCCGGAUAUGGUGCCAGGCUGGGAUCGAUAUGAAGUUGCUUCUGUUGCUGGCAUGGAAGGCAAUGCAAUGAAAUCAACCACGAAUGCGCCGUUUUUAUCAAAAUUGCGUGGUUUGGGUUCUGCUGCAGCGUCAAGUACUAAUUCACUACUGCACGACGACCUUUUCUUUUUGGGGGCCACAGAGGAGGGUGCACUACCGCGGCACCCCAAACUGCCGUCUGAUAUC